AUGGAAACUGUGGGACCUCUGGAGAAGAGCAGUGCUGGACACCGUUACAUACUAGCCCAGCGAUUCCAGGCCCAGUCGUUCACGCCGACUCCCGGCUACCACGGCCCCUGGGUGCAGCCGCGUAAGGUGCUUACCAGGUCCCGGGGCAGAACGUCUCCUCCUCCGGUGUUCGAGAUCCCCACGGAGAACCGAUUCGCCCCUCUCCGCGAGACGGGUCGCAAUGUUGCCAUCAUUGGCGACUCAAUCGUGCGCCACGUCCGCUCCACUUCCUCCAAAGGUAACAAAGUACGCACUUUUUGCUUCCCUGGUGCCCGAGUUAAGAAUAUUUCUGUCCAGAUACCUACUAUCCUGAGCGCUGCCGAGAGCCUCGGUGCCGUCGUCCUCCACGUGGGGACGAACGACACCGGGCUCCGGCAGACGGAGAUCCUGAAGAAGGACUUCAGGAGCCUGAUCGAGACGGUUCGACGCACCUCGCCCGCCACGCAGAUCAUCGUUUCUGGACCGCUUCCUACCCACCGCCGUGGAAAUGAAAGGUUCAGUAGACUUUUUGCUCUGAAUGAAUGGCUAUUAACAUGGUGUGAAGAACAGAAAUUGCUCUUUGCCAAUAACUGGAAUCUUUUCUGGGAGCGUCCUAGGCUUUUCCGCGCUGAUGGGCUGCACCCCAGUCGAGCUGGAGCUGAACUCCUGUCGGACAACAUCACCAGAAUACUUCGCUCUAUCUGACUAGCCCUCAGACUAUGCAGAGUCACUGAUUCGAUCCAAGACCAACGACGAGAUGAUCCCAAGGUUUCCAUAUCCUGGACCUGGCCGAAUCCUGAGCAGCUACUGCGAUGGUCAUGGAAGAGUGGAGAACAUGAGACUGAUUCCUGUGACGCUCCAGAGACAGACGAGUGUUCGCUGAGGCCAGCUUCCAGCCUCCGCCACUGAGACUGCAGCUCUGCACAAGACGUUUGGCCAGCGGAGAAAUUAAAAUGGUCGUGCCCAACUGAGCCUGGUUUCUCUCAAGGUUUUUUUUCUUCACUUCCGCCUUUAGUGAAGUUUUUUUUCCCUCUCCGCUGUCGCCACUGGCUUGCAUGGUUCGGGAUCUGUAGAGGUGCGCAUCGUUGGAUUUGCUCUUCAGUGUUUGGACUCUCAGUAGUGAUUAUUAAACCACACUGAACUGAGCUCAACUGAACUGAACUUAAACACUACAAACUGAAUUACACUGUUCCU
Danio aesculapii is the source of this 1212-nucleotide messenger RNA. RefSeq lists its product as uncharacterized. NCBI's taxonomy places the organism in Eukaryota, Metazoa, Chordata, Actinopteri, Cypriniformes, Danionidae. Bases 1 to 723 code for a protein of 240 amino acids. The transcript has 3 exons. The record is from RefSeq and is a predicted model, not a curated record.